Messenger RNA from Paraphaeosphaeria sporulosa, 2287 nucleotides. RefSeq lists its product as uncharacterized. The transcript is spliced from 4 exons. Gene Ontology annotation, cellular component: membrane; Golgi apparatus. The record is from RefSeq and is a predicted model, not a curated record. NCBI's taxonomy places the organism in Eukaryota, Fungi, Ascomycota, Dothideomycetes, Pleosporales, Didymosphaeriaceae. Bases 196 to 1851 code for a protein of 551 amino acids. Gene Ontology annotation, biological process: retrograde transport, endosome to Golgi.
CCAGCAGGCCGCGUCAAGCUCCCAGGUUCCAGUGCGCUCCGCUCACAUUCCCCGUCCACGACACCAGCGCAUGCGAUUCCAUGCCGACCGACACGUAGUUCACGUCGCCGCUUCACAAACACCACGCCCUCUUGCCGCGAAGUCCCGACGUGGUUCCGCCCCCUCCGCCAGCUGGCCUCAAGGCUCCGAGGCACCAUGAAGCCAUGGUCGCGGAAGGCCGCGCUGCUGCUGCUGUCAACCCUGACCGCGGUGGCAGCCGUCGACGUGGUCCUGACACAAGACGAUUCGCAGAAAUGCUCGGGCAUGUACAGCAAGAAGUCCUGGGGCGGCCCGGUCGAUCCCUUCAUCGAGGUCAAAUUCAUAGACACGGACAAGAACAAGGAGCUGAAGGACCCGACCGUCAGCGUCAUAGUGUGGGAGUGGAAGGACUCGACGCUCCUGGGGAAGCAGACGGGCGACGAGCUCGUCUACAUCUGCGACGACCAAAGCAUAAAGGCCAAUCUCUGCAAUGAGACGCACAAGGCCGAGUGGAUCCUCGCCGACGACUACGAAGCAAAGUCCAAGAACCUCAUCCGCACCGAGGCGAUGCACCUCGACAAGAAGAAGCCUAUCAACUACCCCAACAAGGACAAUGCCGAGAAGGUGCCGCUCAAGACGGGCUACUACUGCGUGGCGACGCUGCCCUUCACCGAGGGUGUCAAGUACGAAGCCAUUGUGACAUUCCGCAACGCGUAUGGAGAGCUGCCCGCCGCCCAGAUACCAAAAUUGCCCUUCUACGGCGGCAUCACCAUCGCAUACUUCGUCGUCAGCAGCUUCUGGGGGUUCCUGUACUUCCAGCAUCGACAUGACAUCCUCGCCGUGCAGAACUAUAUCACGGCCAUCUUGGUGUUCCUCGUCCUGGAAAUGCUCAUGACAUGGGGCUUCUACGACUACCAGAACCGCCAUGGCAACAACCUGGGCGCCAAGGUUCUCAUGAUCGUGGUCGCCGUUUUGAACGCCUUCCGCAACUCUUUCUCGUUCUUCCUGCUCCUCAUUGUCUGCAUGGGAUAUGGUGUGGUCAAGCACACUCUCGGCAAGACCAUGGUCAUUGUACGGUGGCUGGCUGUGGCGCACUUUGUCUUUGGUGUCGUGUACGCCAUUGCGUCGCUCACAAUUCGACCAGACGACGCGGGCCCGCUCGUGUUGUUGGUGAUUCUUCCACUCUCCGCGACUCUCACGGCCUUUUACAUCUGGACACUCAACUCGCUGAACCUUACAAUGAAGGAUCUCAUGGAGCGGAAGCAGCACGUGAAAGCGGACAUGUACAAGAAGCUGUGGUGGUGCAUCCUGACGAGCAUUGUCGUCAUCUUCGGCUUCUUUUUCCUCAACAGCUUCACCUUUGCUGGCGUCUCCAGCCCCGAUUUCGCGCCCUCGCACUGGCAAACUAGGUGGUUCGUCUUGGACGGCUGGCUCAACCUGGUAUACUUUGCCGACGUAUGUUUCGUCGCCUACAUGUGGAGGCCCACAGCAAACAACAGGCGAUUUGCUAUGAGUGAUGAGAUUGCACAAGAUGACGAAGGCUUCGAAAUCGCUUCGUUGCGCGACUCGCUGGACGAAGAAGAAGGAAACGGACCAGCAGCAUACGACCCAGCGCCGAGACAUCGCAGUCCUCCACCCUUUAACCGCAAUGUCUCGCCGUUGCCCGCUCCCAAACCCCAGAAACCUGUUGUGCCGCCCAGAGAGAGUUUGGACGGCGACACGAUAUUUGCAGUGGGCGAAGACGACAAGUGGAGCGAUGAUGAGGACAUGGAGCCUGGGAGCGGCGAUGAUGAGCGGGAGAGAUUGACGACAAACACGAGGAAGAAUGAUUGAGGGCGGAGGUAGAGCAACGAAAAGAGUGUCGCGUGCAUCAAGAAGGACCUCGGGUUUAGUGUGCUUGGAAAUGCUAAGGGGUUCAGCGAAGGCGUUAGGCUAUGUACAUUGAUGAGUAUCUGUACCAUGUAGGCGCCGUAUGGAGGCAUUGUCGGCGUUUCUGAAUGACACUACUCGCUAUCACAUUUUGCUACUCCUGCUGUUCUGUCAAAAUCCGCAACCCUAGGUCCACGGGGGAGGUGGGGUCUGUUGAGGCGAGGUCCUUUUCUUCCUCUAUCCAUCGCCAAUAGCACCGAACGCCCGUGUGCCGAUUUUGACAGCUGUAACUUGCCUCUUGUUGUUCUCCCGCAGUUGUUCGAUAUGGCGCAUCUAUUCGGUACAAACCCUGCGCCUGCCUGUCUACCUGCAGCUUGCUGCAGCUGAUCUCCAGCCACAU